UUAUGAUGGCGGCGGGGAUCCCCCCCCCCCAUAGGGCAAGCGUAAGUUAAACCACUAUUGAAACGCGGCUAUGGUGUUUCCCUAGACUUCCUCAGCUGCGGCGGAUGUUACGGCAGUCAACCGGAUUGGUUGCUGAGACGCCCAAUAGCGGUUUCCCCCCCGGCGUGAACUGGUGAGCAACUCUUGUUAGCAACCGUCAAGCGGAUUCAGUCACCAAGAGGCGUGAUUUCAAACCGGAGGUUAACGAACGAAUCGUAUCGACAAGUUGCCUUCACUGAGGAAAAUGGACGGUGAUGGCAACUGUAAUGAUGUGCAGGCAGAACUGCACUCGGUGGAGGCUGAGCUGGAGGUGGUGGAGCUCCAGAUAGCAGAGCUCCUGGAAAAGCAGACUGAGCUAAACUCUCGCAAGAACGUACUGCUACGCAAGCUGGAGGAUGCCUGUGAUGCCUCUUCAUCUUCUUCAUUAUCAUCUUCAAAGGCAUCUGGAGCCAAUCCGGUGAUGACCAAACAAGAGAUGAAGCGCUAUGACGGCUCUGAUUUUCCAUGGUCCAAGGAAGUGACACAACACCUGAAGGAUUCUUUCCAGCUGUCUAAGUUCCGUCCGCUCCAGCUGAGGGCCAUCAACCUGAGCAUGGCAGGAAAGGAUCUGUUCCUGGUUAUGCCCACUGGGCGAGGGAAGAGUCUGUGCUACCAGCUGCCUGCAGCCUGCUCCCAGGGUUUUACUCUGGUUGUCACUCCCCUGGUGUCUCUAAUGGAAGAUCAGCUAAUGUACCUGAAGUCUAUCGACUUGCCAGCAGUCUCACUUAAUGUGUCCUCCAGCAAGGAACACGUAAAGAUGGUCAUGGCCGGGAUGACUGACCCAAAGGCUACUUUCAAACUACUCUAUGUGACUCCAGAGAAGAUAGCCAAGAGCAAGAUGCUCAUGUCUCGCCUGGAGAAGGCUUACAACGCAGAUCGUCUUAGUCUCAUCGCUGUGGACGAGGUGCACUGCUGCAGCCAGUGGGGCCACGAUUUCAGACCUGACUAUAAACUGCUGGGCAUCCUGAAGAGGCAGUUCCCCAAGGUCCCUUUGCUCGGGCUGACGGCUACAGCAACUAGCAGUGUUUUAAAGGACUGUCAGAAGAUCCUCUGUGUGCCUCAGCCAAUCACACUCACCUCCUCCUUCAACCGAACCAACCUUUACUACGAGGUACGUAUCAAAGAUGCCAAUAGUGACGUGUUGUUAAGUGACAUUGCUUCACUAAUCAAGAACAAAUACAAGGACCAGUCAGGGAUCGUGUAUGUGUUCUCCCAGAAGGACUCUGAGGUAGUGUCAUUGGACCUCCAGAAGAGAGGCAUCCAGGCAUACCCGUACCAUGGCAACAUGAACCCUGAAGAGAAGUCCCAGAUUCACCGCAAAUGGGCCACCAACAAAAUCCAGGUGGUGGUAGCCACAGUGGCGUUUGGCAUGGGCAUUGACAAGACCGAUGUCAGGUUUGUCAUCCACCACACCAUCAGCAAGUCCAUCGAGAACUACUACCAGGAAAGUGGGCGGGCAGGUAGAGAUGACCAUCCAGCUGACUGCAUUGUCUACUUUGGCUUCGCUGACAUCUUCAGGGUCAGUACCAUGGUUGUGAUGGAGAAUGUGGGCCAGCAGAAGCUGCAGCAGAUGGUUGACUACUGCCAAAAUGUCGACAGGUGUCGGCGGUCGCUGAUGGCUGUUCACUUUGACGAGGUCUGGGACGAUGAGGGAUGUAACCAGAUGUGUGACACCUGCCGCCAUGAAAAUGACUACGUCACCGUAGACAUUAGCCAGCAUGCGCGGGAGGUGGUGCAGAUCCUGGAGCUGGCAGCAUCCAUGGAUGAGAAGCUGACCCCUCUGAAGGUGAUGGAUGCCUGGAUGGGGAAGGGCCCCGCCAAGCACAAGAAGAACAUCCGGACCACCACCCUGUCCCGACUAGAGGCUGAAGCCGUCAUUGUCCGUCUACUGCUGCAGGGAUAUUUCAGUGAGGAUUUUAGCUUCACGCCGUACACCACCUACUUCUAUCUGAAAUUGGGCCGCAAAGCGCCGUUGCUGAAGAACCAAACUCAUACAAUCAUCAUGAAGAUGAAGAAGACGGGUGCAUGUGCCAAUGUGGUAAAAGUCUCUGGUGUGAGUGGCAAGGGCAAAUCCAAAGAGGGAAAAAGAGCCGUUGAAAGAGCUGGAGACACCCCUGUCACCAAGAAAGCCAAGACAGACCGCUCUUAGCUUGCCCCAAGUCCACCCAGAAGACAGGAUUGACAAAAGGGACACAUCAGCAGUUGAAUCUGAAGAGGAAGAGGUCAAUAUGAUUGACCACGUUGCCACCACCAACAGCAGUCCUCUACCACCCAAACACAAACUAAUCAAGGAACAGAGAAACCUGGCCAGGAA
Messenger RNA from Lampris incognitus (smalleye Pacific opah), 2392 nucleotides. RefSeq names its product RecQ helicase-like (gene recql). Bases 284 to 2227 code for a protein of 647 amino acids. The record is from RefSeq and is a predicted model, not a curated record. The transcript has 16 exons. Gene Ontology annotation, molecular function: four-way junction helicase activity; 3'-5' DNA helicase activity; nucleic acid binding. NCBI's taxonomy places the organism in Eukaryota, Metazoa, Chordata, Actinopteri, Lampriformes, Lampridae. Gene Ontology annotation, cellular component: cytoplasm; chromosome. Gene Ontology annotation, biological process: double-strand break repair via homologous recombination.